AUGACUGGCUUUAUAGGCAACUCACAAGGGUUUCGGCCAGUCUCUGCGCCAUCAAAUCGCAACCUCUCUGUGUCGAAAGCAUAUUUGAAGAAGGCCGCCAAGGAGAAGCGGGCCCGUGAACGCGACUUUGCGAUGGAGCUGUUUCAAGAAAAAGCCGACUUUGAGCGAAAAGGCCAAGCGAACAAGCUCAUGCGGCGACAUAACAUAUUGAAAGUGUACUCGCAAACUAAGAAUCGGGACAACUUUCUCCAAGUCAAAGUCGUGGAAGGCCCCGACCAGCACGAGCGUGUGAUGACCGCGGAUGCUUUCCAUAUCCUUUUCCACAUGCUGUCCAUCGUUUCGUCGCCACACCAUCUUGCACUGCCCGAUUACAACAACGGCACAUCGUCCAGUGCCAAACACGCCAAACUUCGCAUGCAGUCCAAGAAAGACAUCCAAGACGGCCUACGGCUUGUACUCAAGAGCACGAUCGAGCUCACCGCGAUCUUGGAGGAGCAGCUGUACGAGCUUCAACGAAAAGGAUGGAAUUGCACGGCGAGCCACGCCGUUGGCCCCCACAUCGACACCUGA
Messenger RNA from Aphanomyces invadans, 570 nucleotides. RefSeq lists its product as hypothetical. The coding region runs from base 1 to 570 and encodes 189 amino acids. The record is from RefSeq and is a predicted model, not a curated record. The transcript has 6 exons. NCBI's taxonomy places the organism in Eukaryota, Oomycota, Saprolegniomycetes, Saprolegniales, Verrucalvaceae.